This is a messenger RNA of Helicoverpa zea (corn earworm), 2154 nucleotides long. It is a transcript of the gene tws, whose product is annotated as protein phosphatase PP2A 55 kDa regulatory subunit. Lineage: Eukaryota; Metazoa; Arthropoda; Insecta; Lepidoptera; Noctuidae. Gene Ontology annotation, biological process: peptidyl-serine dephosphorylation. The coding region runs from base 304 to 1812 and encodes 502 amino acids. Gene Ontology annotation, cellular component: protein phosphatase type 2A complex; cytosol. The record is from RefSeq and is a predicted model, not a curated record. The transcript is spliced from 11 exons. Gene Ontology annotation, molecular function: protein phosphatase regulator activity; protein binding.
AUUCAUAACACGAUAUUGUUUACGCACUGUCGUUUAUUGAAUGCUUGUGGUUACACGCGCAUUACGUUUGUUGUUACGAGUGUAUAAACUAUCAAAACUUUACAGAAAAAGGUGAUUUUGUGCAUCAUGUUCGCUUGAACUUGAAAGUGCGACAGACUUAUAUUUUUUCCCGCUCUUUUUUGUUUGUUUCUUUUUUAUUCAAAUGAAAAUGUGCAAAGGAAUUUUGUGGUAAUCCUGUAAUCGAAUCCAAGGAGUUUUUUCUACUAUCCAAUAAGUAUACCGGUGUCAUGCUGAUAUGACAAUAUGAUGGCGACCACCACGAUGGUAGUUUCACCGUUAGCAACCCAACCAUCGCCGAAGAACAAGAGGCGGUUGUUUGCCGAAGCUAGACAGAACAGCUUACAGAAGCUCAGCAUCAUAUUUGACCAUGGAAACAAAAAUGGCAAUGGUGGGGAGACGACAUGGUGUUUCAGCCAGGUGAAAGGCACCUUGGAGGACGAUGUGACUGAGGCUGACCUCAUCUCCUGCGUCGAGUUCAACCAUGACGGGGAACUGCUCGCCACCGGGGAUAAAGGGGGCAGAGUUGUUAUAUUUCAGAGAGACCCGGCAUCAAAGCAAUGCGUGCCGAAAAAGGGGGAGUACAAUGUGUACUCGACAUUUCAGUCACACGAGCCGGAAUUCGACUACCUCAAGUCUUUGGAAAUCGAGGAGAAAAUCAACAAGAUCCGGUGGCUGAAGCGCAAGAACCAGGCCCACUUCCUCCUCUCUACCAACGACAAGACCAUCAAAUUGUGGAAGGUUAGUCUUGUAUCGGAGCGUGACAAGCGCGUGACGGGGUACAACACGCGCGAGGAGGGCGGGCGGGCGCGGGAGCCGGCGCGCGUCACGCAGCUGCGCGUGCCCACCGUGCGGCCUGCCGAGCUCAUGGUCGAGGCCUCGCCUAGGAGGAUAUUCGCGAACGCCCACACUUACCACAUAAACUCAAUAUCGUUGAACUCUGACCAAGAGACGUACCUGUCCGCGGACGAUCUCCGCAUCAACCUGUGGCACUUGGAGAUCACGGACCAGAGCUUCAACAUCGUUGAUAUUAAGCCUGCUAACAUGGAGGAGCUUACUGAGGUGAUAACCGCGGCGGAGUUUCAUCCGACUGAAUGCAAUCUCUUCGUCUAUUCUAGUAGUAAGGGUACGAUAAGGCUGUGCGACAUGCGGGCUGCGGCGCUGUGCGACCGCCACGCCAAGCUGUUCGAGGAGCCCGAGGACCCCCACGCUAGGUCCUUCUUCUCCGAGAUCAUCUCCUCCAUCAGCGACGUCAAGCUCAGCAAUUCCGGCAGAUACAUGAUGUCACGCGACUACCUAGGUUUAAAAGUUUGGGAUCUUCGCAUGGAAACCAAGCCGGUGGAGACGUACCCAGUGCACGAGUACCUGCGCUCCAAGCUGUGCUCGCUGUACGAGAACGAUUGUAUCUUCGACAAGUUCGAGUGCUGCUGGAGUGGGGACGACCAGAGGCUCAUGACGGGCUCUUAUAAUGGAUUCUUUAGGAUAUUCGAGCGCGGCGGGUGCGGCGCGGGCGCGUGCGGCGCGGCGCGGCGGCCGGAGCUCACGCUGGAGGCGGCCAGAGAUGCCGCCGCCCGCCCGCGGCAACCCCUGCGCGCCAGGCGCGUCGCCACCACCGCCAAGAGGAAGAAGGACGAGAUAAGCGUAGACUGUCUGGACUUCAACAAGAAAAUCCUGCACACAGCAUGGCAUCCCCACGAGAGUAUAAUCGCCGUCGCCGCCACCAACAACCUAUUCAUAUUCCAGGACAAGUUCUAGCGGCCCCAUACCCGCCCGCCCGAAUUACGUCACUCUGUGCUUUGUUUGCGCAAUAUUACACUGUUACUGUCCAAAUGUGCUGUUGGUUGAUAUUUUUAAGAGUUUUAGGAUCGAUUGUCGGUCGAUUUUAACUGUGGGUUGCAGUAAUCGAUCCGUUUGUUGAAUAGAGAUCUAAAUUUGAUAUUAGCUUCAUGUAAAUUAUGUCAAAGGACAAUGGGCGAUUCCGGUCCAAAUGUCCACCACGAACGAGACCUAUAUGGCUAGAUAGCCCGUUAAAUAUAGAACAUAUUUUGUUAUGAAAGUAAAAAAAAAUAUAAUGCCAGAAAAAAGUUAUAGCAAAAU